AUGCAGUGCACCCGCCUCACAGCACAACGCACCGUCUUCUCCAAGCAGGCCACAACUCAACUCCUGCGAGCCCUCAAUGGCUCCUCCACCACCCUGGUGGCCAAACCGGUCCUCCUAAAUCUCCAUAAUCAACACAACGCCACAAUCACCCGCCCUUUCAGCACCACCCGCCCCUGCCACUGGAAAGAAAUUUUCCCCCAACCUGACUCUCCCAGCAUCAAAGAGACCCCCACAGCCUGGACCCACCCCAUCUACACCGCCGAGCAAAUGCGCACCGUCGUCGUCGCGCACCGCAACCCCAAAGACUUCUCUGACCGGGUAGCGCUCACAUUCGUCCGCGUCCUGCGCUGGGGUCUGGAUCUCGCCACGGGGUAUCGUAAGGGAGCAGGCAACAUGACGGCCCGGCAGUACAUGAUCCGGAACGUCUUCUUGGAGUCCGUGGCGGGUGUUCCAGGUAUGGUAGCGGGCAUGCUGCGCCACCUCCACAGUAUGCGCCGAAUGAAGCGGGAUAAUGGAUGGAUCGAGACGUUGUUGGAGGAGAGUUUCAACGAGAGGAUGCAUUUGUUGACCUUUCUGAAAAUGGCGGAGCCGGGGUGGUUUAUGCGGGUUAUGGUUCUUGGAGCACAAGGCGUCUUCUUCAACGCCUUCUUCAUCUCCUACCUCCUCUCCCCUCGAACCUGCCACCGCUUUGUCGGACACCUCGAAGAAGAAGCCGUGCUGACUUACACCCGUGAAAUCGCCGACAUCGACGCCGGCUUGCUCCCCGAAUGGGACAAUCUGCCCGCACCCGAUAUCGCGGUCAAGUACUGGUCCAUGCCGGAAGGGUCGCGGACGAUGCGGGACUUGUUAUUGUAUAUCCGCGCGGACGAGAGCAAGCACAGGGAGGUGAAUCAUACACUCGGCAACCUCGACCAGAAACUUGAUGUCAAUCCUUACAAUUCGGUUUAUAAGGAUGAGGGCAAGGAGCAUCCGGUGAAGGAUUUGAGGUAUCAGAAACCGACGGGGUGGGAGAGAGAGGAGGUGAUUUGAUGGAACGGGUUUCGGAGCAGACGUGGGAGAUUUGAAUGCUUUAUUUGCUAUGCGUUUGAGCGGAAUCUCCGCUCCUCGGUAAGCGGUGUUUGCGGAUGGACACCGUGAUGGACCCCAGACUAGCAGAACCAUCGGUGAGAUGGUUGAUGCGAACUCGGAUUUCAGCAGCAGAUCCUUCGAAGAGUUCAGAACCCCAUCGUGAACGGUUUCUGCCGCGGUGUCGAUUCCUCGUCGUCUUCAUCUUCUCCAUCUUCGUCUUCGUCGACAGACUUUGAACAAAGAGGUGGAAGAGACAGGGAGGUCCUUGCCAAUUUCGAGACUUUGAUGUCAUCAUCGAUCGAGAAGCCAUUGUAGUGACCUGGAAGGUAGAAUGCUGCCAUGCUGGUGUCUGACAGUUCUCGAGUGCGGUAUUGUCAAUGGCAUUGUGGCAUUGACAGUGAGGUACCCG
Molecule: messenger RNA, 1477 nt
Organism: Zymoseptoria tritici IPO323
Lineage: Eukaryota; Fungi; Ascomycota; Dothideomycetes; Mycosphaerellales; Mycosphaerellaceae
Exons: 2
Coding region: 1-1029 (342 amino acids)
Biological process (GO): alternative respiration
Cellular component (GO): mitochondrion
Molecular function (GO): alternative oxidase activity
Source: RefSeq, a predicted model, not a curated record